AUGGAAAUGAUUGCUCUCGACGACCAGCCAUUUUCCAUAGUGGAGGACAGAGGAUUUCGGCGGUUGAUGGAGCAUAUCGAACCCCGCUACAGCCUUCCAAGUCGGUGCUACUUCUCCGACGUUUCCCUCCCUGCUUUGCACGAAGUCGUGGCCACGCAUAUCCACAAAUUGUUGGACAAUGUGACUGACAUUAGUUUCACUACGGAUAUAUGGAGUUCGGACGUAAGUCAGAUGAGUAUGUUGAGCCUUACUGCUCAGUGGAUUGAUGAAAACUUUGAAAUGAAGAGAGCUGUUUUGCAUGCACAAGAGUUUGCAGGAUCGCAUACUGGGGCUGCCAUCGCUAGCGCAUUUGACUCCAUGUUUGCUCAGUGGAAAAUUAAAAAAGACAAUGUGCAUGUUGUGCUUCGCGACAAUGCUCGGAAUAUGCAGAAGGCAAUGGACGAGUGCGAUGUUAAAAGCCUGGGCUGCAUGGCUCAUACGCUGCAGCUAGCAGUGCAUAACGGAGUGUUAAGCCAGAGGAGCAUCUCUGACUGUGUGGCUAUUGGAAGGAAAAUAGUCGGACAUUUUCGCCACUCUCAACUCGCCACCUCUCGACUGAGAGUCAUACAGCAAGAGUUAGGCAUGAAACCCAAGAUGCUACAACAAGAUGUCACAACCAGGUGGAAUAGUACUUUUUAUAUGAUGAAAAGUUUACUGGAUCAGAAGCGCGCACUUGGUGUGUAUGGAGCAGAUCAUGAGCUGCCUGCUUGUUUCAGCGCAUAUCAGUGGGGCCUCGUUGAAAACAUGACCACGCUUCUCACUCCAUUUGAACAAUUAACGAGGGAGAUCAGCUCACACUUGGCUACUGCUGCGGACGUGAUUCCCUCUGUUGUGGCGCUGAAACGUUUGCUGAGCAAGACGGCUGACACAGACAGUGGUGUCUGCACAGCAAAGAGCACUCUACUGGAAGCUGUGAACGAGCGAUUUGGAAGCGCUUUCUCCGAGCCGCUUUACUACUUGGCAACGAUCCUUGACCCUAGGUACAAAGACCGUUAUUUUGACACGGUCACCAAGCAAGCGGCUGUAAAUAUGCUCCAGAAGCAAGUGGACAAAAUGACGCACAGCGACAGAACUACGGAGACACCGGACACAGAAGAACCUCAAGAGAAGAAGAUAAGAACAAGUGACGAGGGUGGAAAGUCGCUGCUUGACAUGUAUGAUGAAAUUCUGGAGGAAAACUUGAUCAUGGAACAGCACGCAGGCCUGACGAGCCGCACAAGUGUGCAGGUGCAUGGCUAUUUGAGUGAGCCCCCCAUCCCCAGAAAUGAGAGCCCACUGAAGUAUUGGAAGAGCAACUUGUCUCGCUUUCCUGCCCUGGCCAAAGCAGCAUUCAAGUACCUUUCAGCUCCAUGUACAAGUGUGGACAGCGAACGUCUCUUCUCUGCUGCAUCACACAUUGUUGAUGAAAAAAGAAACAGGAUCCAGUGUGAGAAAGCAGAAAUGCUUCUCUUUGUCAAAAAAAACCUGCCUUUGCUGAUGAAGGAGGCCUAGACUUUAACCUACAGUGUCAUGUGGAAACCCUGUUUCAGUGUUUGGGACAUUCAUUUGAGUACAUUGUGGCUGCUUUAAGUUGGUAAAUGUACACAGACUACCAUGUCUUUUGAGUUAGUUAUGUCACAGUUCUAAUAUUUUGAUUUAGCAUUUUUAAAGAUGGGACUUGAAAUUGACUUGCACUGAUUUGCACCUGUAUAGUGUUUUUUAUGUUUGCUUGGUGGAAACAUUGUUUCAGUGUUGGGACAUUUACUUGAAAAUUACAGUGCAAGUUGGAACUGACAGUCAGGACAUGUUUUUGAUAUUUUUGAUUUAGCCUUUUCACAGAUUUGAGUUGAAAUUUAGUGGAGCUUAAAACUUGUUUUGCAAUUUAAUAAAUGCCUGGUUGCCAUGAAUACUGGUAAGUUUGUUAAGGUAACUUUGUCAGGAUUUUAUUUUGAUUUAUGAUCAUUUUUGUAAUUUAUGAUCCAGACAUUCUCACAGGAGUUUUGUGAGUUGAGGGGUUUAAUUACACACUUGCUACAAGUUGUGAGGGUUGCUAAAAAGUAACACUGUUGGUUACUUGUGUUUUAUGGUAGCCCUGUAACCUUCUUAUUUAGAAGUGAAACACCUUUUGAAAAUAAAGGAAGACAUUCAAGAAUUCUGUUUGCAUGAUUUUAA
Molecule: messenger RNA, 2190 nt
Organism: Notolabrus celidotus (New Zealand spotty)
Lineage: Eukaryota; Metazoa; Chordata; Actinopteri; Labriformes; Labridae
Product: zinc finger BED domain-containing protein 4-like
Exons: 2
Coding region: 1-1530 (509 amino acids)
Molecular function (GO): protein dimerization activity
Source: RefSeq, a predicted model, not a curated record